Cercocebus atys (sooty mangabey) is the source of this 3031-nucleotide messenger RNA. RefSeq names its product mucolipin 3 (gene MCOLN3). The transcript has 13 exons. NCBI's taxonomy places the organism in Eukaryota, Metazoa, Chordata, Mammalia, Primates, Cercopithecidae. Gene Ontology annotation, molecular function: NAADP-sensitive calcium-release channel activity. The record is from RefSeq and is a predicted model, not a curated record. The coding region runs from base 341 to 2002 and encodes 553 amino acids. Gene Ontology annotation, cellular component: lysosomal membrane; plasma membrane.
GGGCGGAACGGGUUGCUCAGGGAGAAAAUCAAGGGAGUGAUAGGGUGGGGGUGGCAGAGAACGGGCACAACGCCGGCUUCCUCCGGACGGCCUCCUGCGUCCCACCUGUGCUCUUGAAAGGCGGCCCCCGCGACAGGGCGCGGCGGGAACCGGAGCCGGGAGUAGGGUCACGAGUUAAAGCGGCGGGGGCGGGAGGAUGCCCGGGCGGCGGACGGGGCGCUCUCCUCCCUUCUGACCCUGGGCGGAGCGGGGCUCGAGGUUGCUGGAGCCGCUCGCUGACUCUCCCUACGCUCUUGCCGCGGACACCGGAGCUGCGGCCGCUCCCCGCUGUCCCCCAGAGAUGGCAAAUCCUGAGGUAGUUAUAAGUAGCUGCAGCUCUCAUGAAGAGGAAAAUCGCUGCAAUUUUAACCAGCAUACGUCUCCAUCUGAGGAGCUUCUAUUAGAAGACCAGAUGAGGCGAAAACUCAAAUUUUUUUUCAUGAAUCCCUGUGAGAAGUUCUGGGCUCGAGGCAGAAAACCAUGGAAACUUGCCAUACAAAUUCUAAAAAUUGCAAUGGUGACUAUCCAGCUGGUCUUAUUUGGGCUAAGUAACCAGAUGGUGGUAGCUUUCAAGGAAGAGAAUACUAUAGCAUUCAAACACCUUUUCCUAAAAGGAUAUAUGGACCGAAUGGAUGACACAUAUGCAGUGUACACACAAAGUGACGUGUAUGAUCAGAUAAUCUUCGCAGUGAACCAGUACUUGCAGCUAUACAAUGUCUCCGUUGGGAAUCAUGCUUAUGAGAACAAAGGUAUCGAGCAGUCUGCUAUGGCAAUCUGUCAGCACUUCUACAAGCGAGGACACAUCUACCCUGGAAAUGAUACCUUUGACAUCGAUCCAGAAAUUGAAACUGAGUGUUUCUUUGUAGAGCCAGAUGAACCUUUCCACACUGGGACACCAGCAGAAAAUAAACUGAACUUAACACUGGACUUCCACAGACUCCUAACAGUGGAGCUUCAGUUUAAACUGAAAGCCAUUAAUCUGCAGACAGUUCGUCAUCAAGAACUCCCUGACUGUUAUGACUUUACUCUGACUAUAACAUUUGACAACAAGGCCCAUAGUGGAAGAAUUAAAAUAAGUUUAGAUAAUGACAUUUCCAUCAGAGAAUGUAAAGACUGGCAUGUAUCUGGAUCAAUGCAGAAGAACACUCAUUACAUGAUGAUCUUUGAUGCCUUUGUUAUUCUGACUUGCUUGGUUUCGUUAAUCCUCUGCAUUAGAUCUGUGAUUAGAGGACUUCAGCUUCAGCAGGAGUUUGUCAAUUUUUUCCUCCUCCAUUAUAAGAAGGAAGUUUCUGUUUCUGAUCAAAUGGAAUUUGUCAAUGGAUGGUACAUUAUGAUUAUUAUUAGUGACAUAUUAACAAUCAUUGGAUCAAUUCUAAAAAUGGAAAUCCAAGCUAAGAGUCUAACUAGUUAUGAUGUCUGUAGCAUACUUCUUGGGACUUCUACCAUGCUUGUGUGGCUUGGAGUCAUCCGAUACCUUGGUUUCUUUGCAAAGUACAAUCUCCUCAUUUUGACCCUUCAGGCAGCGCUGCCCAAUGUCAUCAGGUUCUGCUGCUGUGCAGCUAUGAUUUACUUAGGCUACUGCUUCUGUGGAUGGAUCGUGCUGGGGCCUUACCAUGACAAGUUUCGUUCUCUGAACAUGGUCUCUGAGUGCCUUUUCUCUCUGAUAAAUGGAGACGAUAUGUUUGCCACGUUUGCAAAAAUGCAGCAAAAAAGUUACUUGGUCUGGCUGUUUAGUAGAAUUUACCUCUACUCAUUCAUCAGCCUCUUCAUAUAUAUGAUUUUAAGUCUUUUCAUUGCACUGAUCACUGAUACAUAUGAAACAAUUAAGCAUUACCAACAAGAUGGUUUCCCAGAGACUGAACUUCGUACAUUUAUAUUAGAGUGCAAAGAUCUACCCAACUCCGGAAAAUACAGAUUAGAAGAUGACCCUCCAGUAUCUUUAUUCUGCUGUUGUAAAAAGUAGCUAUCAGGUUUAUCUGUACUUUAGAGGAAAAUAUAAUGUGUAGCAGAGUUGGAAGACUAUAUGGAUAUUCUGAGAUCAGACGUAGUAUGUUUGAAGACUGUUAUUUUGAGCUAAUUGAGAUCUAUAAUUCACCAAUAAUUGUUUAUAUUUUUAAAGAGCAAUAUUUAAUGUCUUUGCAGUUUUAUGCUGGGCUUGUUUUUAAAAAUAACUUCAAUGAGAAAAGCUAUUGGAUUAUUAUUAUUUCUUGUUUAUUUUGCCAUGGCUUUAGAAUGUAUUCUCUGUGCCUCUCUUUUGCUCUGAAACUCUUGCUUCCCGCUAUUCUGAUUGUGUGGACUGUAUAAUCAGUGGAAAACAAUCCCUGGUCUGACUGUGACUUCGGACAACUCAGUAACCCUAGCUUGGACCACUCUCAGGCAUCCAUCCUUGAGAGACUGGGGGUCAUUACCAUAUAUACAGUAAUCAUUGCAUUUUAAAAUCUUCUCUUAAAAGGAAGAAUAAGAGUGCACCAGAAUGAGAGUGUGACAGCUAACAAUGUGAUACAGCCAUGUGUCACUUAGGACAGAGAUACAGUCUGAGAAAUGUGUUGUUAGGUGAUUUUGUCAUUAAACAUCAUAGCAGGUACUUCCAUAAACCUAGAUGGUAUAGCUUACUACACACCUAGGCUAUUUGGUAUAGCCUGUUAGUCCUAGGGUACAAAUCUGUACAACAUGUUACUGUAUUGAAUACAUUAGGCAAUUCUAACACAAUGGUAAGUAUCUGCACAUAGAAAAGGGACAGUAAAAAUAUGGUUUUAUAAUAUUCUGGGACUACCAUUGUACAUGUGGUACAUCGUUGACCAAAACAUCGUUAUCCAGCAUAGGACUGCAUUUGGUUAUGAAAGGUAACUGUUAUUUGAUUCUGCUUUUAGUUCUUAAGAGGAUCAAGUUUUUAAAUACUCAUUUACAAGUUUUCUAUCCUCCUUCAGUGUUAAAGUAGAAAGUAAAAAGAGUAUCUUAUACAUGCAUGAAAUUAAAGCAUAUACCAAAUGCA